Psammomys obesus (fat sand rat) is the source of this 3474-nucleotide messenger RNA. It is a transcript of the gene Slc25a25, whose product is annotated as solute carrier family 25 member 25. Gene Ontology annotation, molecular function: calcium ion binding; ATP transmembrane transporter activity. The transcript has 9 exons. Gene Ontology annotation, biological process: transmembrane transport. The record is from RefSeq and is a predicted model, not a curated record. Gene Ontology annotation, cellular component: mitochondrial inner membrane. The coding region runs from base 233 to 1792 and encodes 519 amino acids. Lineage: Eukaryota; Metazoa; Chordata; Mammalia; Rodentia; Muridae.
UUUGAUUGAAGUAGCCCAGCUGCUCUCCUUACUGCAGCAGCCGGGGAGGCUCCCUAAGUGAGCUACUUCUCAGGCUAGGCACGAGCGAAUUUGAAAAAGCAGGAACAGCCCCUGCAUGUAGAGCGUCAGCCUGGGAACUCCCUAGACAGCUGUGUAGCUAGAGACCCUCGGUAUUGUGGUCACAUCCCUAAGAAGUGGACAUCAGCAGCAGUGGCAUUUGGAGGAAGCCGGGAUGCUACAGAUGCUGUGGCAUUUUCUGUCUAGCUUUUUCCCUAGAGCUGGGUGCCAAGACUCCAGAGAGGGCAUCGAUCAUGGAGUCAGAGGCACUCAGGCUCCUGCUCAGGGAGACCAGAUGUCCACCUUUUUGGGGAAACAAAACGGAAGGGCUGAGGCCACGGAAAAGAGACCCACCAUCUUGCUGGUGGUCGGACCUGCUGAACAGUUUCCUAAGAAAAUUGUGCAAGCAGGUGACAAGGACCUUGAUGGGCAACUGGACUUUGAAGAGUUUGUACAUUACCUCCAAGAUCAUGAGAAAAAGCUGAGGCUGGUGUUCAAGAGUCUGGACAAAAAGAACGAUGGACGAAUCGAUGCUCAAGAGAUCAUGCAGUCCUUGCGGGACCUGGGUGUCAAGAUCUCUGAACAGCAGGCAGAGAAGAUUCUUAAGAGCAUGGAUAAGAAUGGCACAAUGACCAUUGACUGGAAUGAAUGGAGGGACUACCACCUCCUGCACCCUGUGGAGAACAUCCCUGAGAUCAUCCUGUACUGGAAGCAUUCGACGAUCUUCGAUGUUGGUGAGAAUCUGACAGUUCCAGAUGAGUUCACAGUGGAGGAGAGGCAGACGGGAAUGUGGUGGAGGCACCUGGUUGCAGGAGGUGGGGCAGGGGCAGUUUCCAGAACCUGCACUGCCCCCCUGGACAGACUGAAGGUGCUCAUGCAGGUCCAUGCCUCUCGCAGCAACAAUAUGUGCAUCAUUGGUGGAUUCACACAGAUGAUUCGAGAAGGGGGUGCCAAGUCGCUCUGGCGGGGCAAUGGCAUCAAUGUCCUCAAAAUUGCCCCAGAGUCGGCCAUCAAGUUCAUGGCGUAUGAGCAGAUGAAACGCCUUGUUGGUAGUGAUCAGGAGACAUUGAGAAUUCAUGAAAGGCUUGUGGCAGGCUCCUUGGCUGGAGCCAUUGCCCAGAGCAGUAUCUAUCCGAUGGAGGUAAGGCCACCUAGAUCCUGGAGUGGGCAGUGUACAUGGGACACGGAGAGGAACACGCUGUGUUCAUGCUUCCUGUCACUCUCGUUGAAGGUUCUGAAGACCCGAAUGGCCCUUCGGAAGACAGGCCAGUACUCGGGCAUGCUGGACUGUGCCAGGAGGAUCCUGGCUAAGGAGGGUGUAGCUGCCUUCUACAAAGGCUACAUCCCCAACAUGCUGGGGAUCAUCCCCUAUGCUGGCAUCGACCUAGCUGUCUAUGAGACACUGAAAAAUACCUGGCUACAGCGUUAUGCAGUGAACAGUGCAGACCCUGGUGUGUUCGUUCUCCUGGCCUGUGGCACUAUCUCCAGUACCUGUGGCCAGCUGGCCAGCUACCCAUUGGCCCUAGUCAGGACUAGGAUGCAGGCACAAGCCUCCAUUGAGGGUGCGCCUGAGGUAACCAUGAGCAGCCUCUUCAAACAGAUUCUGCGGACUGAGGGGGCCUUUGGGCUAUAUCGGGGGCUGGCCCCCAACUUCAUGAAGGUGAUUCCAGCUGUGAGCAUCAGCUACGUGGUAUACGAGAACCUGAAGAUCACCCUGGGUGUGCAGUCUCGGUGACGGGAAGGUGGUGGACUUCGUGAUUCUGGGCUACAGCCCAGGGUGUGCAGCCAUCUCAUUCUGUGAAUGUGCCAACACUAAGCUGGCUUACCCAAGCUGUGAAACCCAGGAUGCCACAGGGGAGGGGCAGGGAGCUGGCAAGCUCUGGGAUGGUCCUGCUGAUCUGGCAGACCUUGUGUCCCUUCCAAGGAAGACUUGUGGACAUUCCUUGGGGUUCAGGGAUCAGUAGGAUUUGGGCUUCUGUACCUAGAGACAGGACAUUUUCUGCAGUGCCUGCCAGAUAGUGAGCUUGGAGGCCAGCUUAGUUCUUCCAUCUUGUCCACGCAGCCAGAUCUCAGCCAUGUCCUCCCUCUGGUCCAAAGAGCAUUCCUGUGUCCCCUCAUAUCUUUUCCACUGAUGUGCUAUGGUAGGAAGUGGGCCUGGCUCACUCCUGCUUGUCCGUCUGUCCCUCUCCCCUCAGUGCUGCUCCUCCCAACCUGUUUCCUAAGCUGCAGCAUCCAUGUGGACUUGUGGUACAGGAAACUGAAGGAGUACCACGUACAUCCUUGCCUCUUCUGAGCUCACCAGCAGGACCAUCUGGAUAUACCUGGGUACUCAGGCACUGGCUGCCUGGCACCAUGGUGCAUGGCUUUGCUGAAAGCUAGUGCUAGGACCUAGAGCCCAGAGGAUUUGUGCUGCCUGCAUGGGCCUAAUGUCCUCUGAGCUGCCCUAAACCCUGUCAGAACUGGUACCAGCUCAUGACCACACUUACUGUUCCAUUCUGUGGUGUGAGGAUGGUGCAGGUUAUCUGCCCCACGAAUGCUGCCCUAAUGAGAAGAAAAAGAUGCUGAAGGCCUUAAUUAUGUCUUACUAGGUAAAGGAUUUGGUUCGGAAGGAUAAGCUGGACACUGCGCAAGUGCCACACUUACUGAGAGCCGGGGGGGCAGGUGGUUCGGCUGCUCUCAAGUCUGUUCUGAGGGCCCUGUGGGGCCAAGUGGGACCAGCCUCAUAGUCCACAUGUGUAUCACUCUGCUUGGAGCCUAUUUAUUUUAUAUUUAUUUGAACAGAGUUAUGUCCUAACUAUUUUUAUAGAUUUGUUUAAUUAAUAGCCUGUCAUUUUCAAGUUCAUUUUUUAUCCAUAUUUAUGUUCAUGGUUGAUUGUACAUUCCUGUCACUACCUGGUGGGGUGUGGGGGGAUGAGGUAGAGGAGUGGCCACAGAGUGACCUUACCUGCUGCCCACACUGAUGGCAUGUCUGUCCAAAGAGAUUUGUCUCCCACUGGAAACAGAAGGAAAGGCACAAGGGAGGACCCUUGCAGGCCAGAUAGGAUAGUGGGGAGAGGUGACAGUUUCACAUCCUUUACUGGGCUUGGAGGAUUUCUUUAUUUUUGUCAUUUUAGAAUGACAAGGCAGUGAGGUGCUUUGCCAGGACUAGGUAUGAGGGUGAGGACUGAAGGACAGGGUGGCCUGCCCUCCCCAACCUGUGACCUGGUCUCCCUCCUGGCCCACAGCUGCCCUUACUCAGUGAGUGGUCAGCUGGCCACCUGGCGGCUGUGCCUCCAUUGCCCCAGAAUGGCCUGAUAAGGAAAGUCCAAAUAGGAUGCAAAGAUCAAUGCAAAAAUUACCGGUCUGCAUAGUCUAUGCUGGAACUGGAGUUUGUCAAAGGCAAUCAGCCUUGUAAUAAAGUUGCUUCAAAUGUGACAA